GGCGAUUUCUUCGGCCGCGGAUGCAGUGAGCGAGUGAGCGUACUGCUCGCUCACUACCAGAUACACGAUCGAUAGCUACUAUUGCGGUCUGUUCCUACCAUUGCAGGAGUUUGCUCCCCGUCUCUCCCUGAGGUUGAGUGCGGGUCGGGCUGUGUGGUGGUGAUGUGUGUGUGCUGCUUUCCCUGUCCUUGCUCUCCUUCUCUCUUUCCCUCGCUUCUCCUUCUCCCUCUCCCUCUCUCUCUUCGAUUGGCUUGAUUUCUUUCGUGCACGCCACUGGCUCAUUCCCCGUCGUGCUUGCGUCCGUCGGACGUCCGCGCUUGGUCGUUGUUUUCACCAGAGAGCUUUCAACGAAGAUUUAGCCGAUUGACGGACGUUACGUCCCUACAGCGGGCUGAGACGGGGCUUGUGUAGGACGCGGUGGUCCCCACUACGGCCGUUAAACGUCAGCAGGACGAAGGGGAGGUGGGAGCAGGGACGGGGGCCAGGCAGGGACUAGCUAGAGAAGUCGGGUUGGUGGGGUGGGGAGGGGUGGGGCACCCAUGCGCAUGUAGUAUCAUGCUGGGCUCCUGAUCCGUCUGAAAACAGGGGUAACGUUAUUGCUGUGAGAGGGAGGAGGCUAGGUGAGUGACUCGGGGGCACUGAGGCGUAUGCACGUGGCACGCUCACAGUACGGCACAGCACAGAACGGAUUGGCGCUUGACCGCAGCUGUGAACGUGUGGUGUUCUUUAGUCCGACCGGUUGCACGUCCACCUGCGCUUGUUCCCAUUUACGUCGACUUGCUGCCUUUACUUCGUCCUCCUCCGUCUCUCGAAUUCUCUUUAUGUGUCUUGUUUUUGGCCCCAACUGCAGGUUCUUCAUCUUCCCCGACCGGUCGCCCACAAUUCUGUCCACCCGUAAGCAUAAAGGCACAGACACUCGCAGACAGAGACGCAGGCACACAAACGUACAGAGACACACGUGCACACGUGCACACGAACUUAUACACAAAUACACACAUACACGCAUACACAUACACGUACACGUACAUACAGGAGAAGACACGCACGCAUACACACAGACACACACACAGAGAGAGAGAGAGAGAGAGAGAGAGAGAGAGAGAGAGAGAGAGAGAGAGAGAGAGAGAGAGAGAGAGAGNGAGAGAGAGAGAGAGAGAGAGAGAGAGAGAGAGAGAGGAGGGGGGGGGGGGGAGAUGGCGUAAAGAUAUGGAAAGGAAGAUCGGUUGACGAAGUUGAUGCCUCUCCGCUCGAUUAGGGGGCGAGGAAUUUUAUGGAAACGCGAAGUCGAAAGCGGCCUGAGGGCACCAGCGGGACAGAAGGAGGGCCACUGACGAGGAGGAGAUUGUCUCGGUCAAGGCCGCCACCAGCAAACCCUACGCCUGCCGUACCUUCGAAGCGUGCACGACUUUCUGGUUCUGCUGCUGCUGCUGCUGCUGCUGCUGCCACUGCCGCAACGAAGCAGACAGGCGGCGGGACCCGACAAGCGACCAAGGCAUCAACAGGGGGAGGCGCAGGGGGGGGGGGGGGGGGGGGAGGAGGCGGGAACACGGCGUCGGCUGCUGCGGGUUGUCCUGGGGCCACCGUGGGCGCGGAACAAGAUCCCGCCACCCUGAAUAAUACCACCAAUCCCUCUGUUGUGGGAAAUAAGGCUGUGCUUGGCGGCGGGGGUCUAAUGGAGUCCGAAUCGGAUGGCGCGUCGCCGGCCGGGGAGAGGGAGAGAGAACGGGAGAAGGAUCGUUCGAGGGACCUUCGUGCCAGGGCCUCUGCUGUUGCGGCCUCCGGCGGAGCGGGAGCUGGCGGCGGUGACGAUGAGAACGACCCCGACGCCCUCCAUCAUAAUCUCACCUCUGCGAGCAGCGCUUUACACGGUCUUCUGCGUAAGCUGGGCGCAGGGCUCGACGACCUGUUGCCCUCGGCUUCUGCCAGCAUGCAGAACAGCCGCUUGAAAGGGAUCCUUGCCGGAUUGCGCGCCGAUGGAGAGGAGGGCAGGCAGCUAGAAUCGCUGUCUCAGCUCUGUGAACUUUUGUCAAUCGGCACGGAAGAUUCGCUGAGCACUUUCUCCGUCGACGCCUUUGUUCCGGUGCUUGUCGGGCUGUUGAAUUGCGAGUACAAUCCGGACAUCAUGUUGUUGGCAGCGCGGGCUCUCACGCACCUAACGGACGUCUUGCCCUCGUCCUGUGCGGCCGUAGUGCAUUAUGGCGCCGUGCCUUGUUUCUGCGCCAGGCUACUAACCAUUGAAUACAUCGAUCUCGCCGAACAGUCUCUGCAAGCUUUGGAGAAGAUAUCACAUGAGCAUCCAACUGCAGUCCUUCGCGCUGGUGGACUAAUGGCUGUUUUGUCGUACCUGGAUUUCUUCUCUACAGGUGUGCAGAGAGUGGCAGUCUCCACUGCGGCCAAUAUAUGUCGUCAGCUGCCUUCAGACUGCAGCGAUCUUGUUUUGGAGGUUGUCCCUAUUCUAACUAAUCUUCUCCAGUACCAAGAUGCAAAGGUUGUUGAGUACGCCUGUGUUUGUCUCACGCGUCUCGCAGAAGCUUUUGCAUCGUCGCCAGACCGGCUGGAUGUCCUCUGUUCUCAUGGACUUAUACCUCAAGCUGUCCGUUUAAUCUCUGCUCCCGGCAGUUCGGGGGGUAGUGCCCCUACUGCAACCUUAAGCUCAUCCACAUACACGGGCUUAGUACGGCUGCUGGCCACAUGUGCUGCAGGCUCUGCAGCAGUAGCGGAAAGUCUGCUUCAGUCAGGAAUCAGUGGGAUCCUGCGGGAAAUCCUGGCUGGAACUGGCAUGGUUUCAAGCACACUUGUUCCGCCGUCCGCACUUAACCGCCCACCUGAGCAGUUGUACGAGAUUGUUUCACUGGUGAACGAGCUGCUGCCUUCAAUUCCUGACUCUGGAGGAGGCCAGCCAUCAACUGUCAAUCUGAUAACGACUUGCUCAUCUUCUAGGAGUUCAUCAAGGAGAAGAUCAAGCCGGAAUGCGGAGGCAGAUGUCGCAAAAGUGGAUGAAGAGAAGGGGGAGAAGGGGGAGGAUCCAGUGGGAGACAUGAGCACCAGCUCGCGGGAGAAGAUGUUGGCUGAGCAACCCAAGUUGCUGGAGCAGUUCGGUGUUGACCUCUUCCCUGUUCUUAUCCAGGUGUAUGGCUCUAGCGUGAAUCCACCUGUGCGGACAAAGUGCCUCAGUGCAAUAUGUAAGAUACUCCAUUUUAGCACACGGGAUAUGCUCCAGAAUCUCCUCAAUGAAUCAAAUGUCUCCAGCUUCCUUGCAGGUGUGCUGGGUUCAAAAGACUAUUCCGUGAUCAACACUGCACUGCAGAUUGCUGAGAUGCUCAUGCAAAAGCUGCCAGAGAUCUUCAGCAAGCAGUUCCUUAAAGAGGGUGUUGUACAUGCGUUGGAUGUGCUGAUUGGAUCUGAUCAGCCUGUCUGUUCUGCGUCACUAGGCGGAGCUCCUGCUGCUGUUACCGAGCAAGUAACUGCAGCUCCACUGCCUCGUCCACGGCGUGGGGGCCGUGGGAGCCGUCGAGGUUUGUUGAACGGGGAGGCAACUCCUGAAGAGCCUGCUCCAUCACUGUUGCCAAUUGGAUCACCGCCGCCACCUGUAGCAGGUGGAGAGGCUAUCUUACGAGGUGCACGAUCCGGGCUGCGCUGUGCUGUCCUAGCUAGGGCAAAGAAACUGAAAGAAACCCAUUUUACAAAGGAAGCUGGACUGGCCGAUGCUGGUUUGACACACAGCCUCUGCAAGCUAAAGGAGCUCUGUGCCAGGAUAACUGGGGAGACGGUAGUAGAUCAGAAGGUAAGGGGAAAGGGCAAAGGUAAGGCUCCUAUCAAUGGGCUGUCGGCACCGAGAAAUGACGAGGCGGACUUGGCAACAGCGAAGGAGAUUUUGGGUGUGCUGAAUGAAGGGGAGGGGGUAUCAACGUUUGAGUUUGUAGGCAGUGGGGUUGUCGGUGCACUGCUGAAGUUCAUUACAUGUGGCGGUCCAGGCCAUGAUGAUUUGGAUGAAGCCAGCCGCAGUCAUAGAAGGGAGAGGAUGGUUGAGAGACUGAAGCAGUUUGUGGCCAUCGCCCUGCCAACGGCAUGUAACUCCAGUGGGAAAGAACAGAAAGAGGUACCUAUGGCAAUUCUUGUGAAAAAGUUACAAUGUGCGUUGUCAUCACUAGAGCGCUUUCCUGUGUUGGUAAGCCACACUCCAAGGUCAAGUGCAGGAGGGGGAGGGAGCGUCACAGCAGGGCUGAAUGCCUUGACUCAGCCUUUCAAACUACGUCUCUGCCGUGCAUCUCAUGAUAAAGUACUGCGGGAUUACUCUAGCAACAUUGUCUUGAUUGAGCCUCUGGCAACGCUUGCUGCUGUUGAAGAUUUUCUGUGGCAGAGAGUCAAAAGGCACGAAACUGGGAGUGGGAGUGGUAUCCAUCCUCCAGCUGCAGCAGCGGCUUCCUCGGGGGUUACUGCUUCUGGUGCGGGACUAGGUGCCACCACACCACCACCUGCAGUCCCUUCGUCCGUCACUUCUGGUCCAGGAGGGAUGCCUCCUGCUUUGACUCCCCUCCGUCCAGCGACCAGAUCAAGGGCGGUUUCUGCUGCUGCAGCUGCGGCUGCUUCUGCGGGAGAGGGUGCGAAAGUCUCUGGGGAUGGGAAUGGUGGGUCCUCAAGUGGGGUCGCAGCCACAGGCAAUGACCGAGGAGGCAGGGGAAAAGACAAGGUGGUUGCACAGCCGUCUGGGCCAGAAACACGAGGGGCAAGACGGCGAGCUGAACUGGCAGCCAGAAAGGGUGAAGCCGAUAGUGAUGUUCCCAUGGAGAGCGAGGAGGAGGCAGAGAUGCCAUCUACAGAUUAUACAGAGGCUGUUGCAAUGGAUGAAGAUGAACCAUCGGAGGAUGAGGUUGAGGAUGAUGAUGAGGAUGACGACCAGGAUGACGAGAAUGAUGAGGAUGAUGACCUUGAUGACGACGAAGAUGAGGAAGAGGUCUUUGGUGGGGAGCAUGCACAUCCCUGUGGGGGCGAUCGUGUCCACGAUGUGAGACUGGGAGAAGGUAAUGACAGUAGCGUUGCAGGGGGUGCUGUGCUCUCAGGGAGUGGACAUGAAGGGAGCAAUGUUCCUGGUGCCAGCUCAACAGUUGGCACAUCAUCUUCCAGUGGAGAAGGGGCUGGAGGAGCACCUAGUGUUGGUGGGACAGGAGCUGGAUCACUGGGAGGGGCACACGCAAUGACAUUUGCUGCAGCAGCUGGGGCAAUGGCAAGCGGGAGUGUAGCCCGGAGUGCCAGAGAGCGGAGGUCCAUGGCGGCUGCGAUCUCAGCUUCCAUGCCGCCAAAGCUCAUCUUCUCCAUGAAUGGCAGGCAGCUUGACAGACAAAUGACCAUCUUCCAGGCAAUUCAGAGGCAAGCUGUUGCUGAAGAUGAUGACGACGAGAGAUUUGGAUCAGACUUAAGUGGGGUUGGUCGUCGUCUAUGGGAUGAGGUGUACACAAUAACCUAUCGACGAGCAGACACGGAUGGAGAGGGGGCUGGAGCAUCGAGCGCGGCAGCUGCUGGCGUUACACAAAUAGGAUCAGCUAAUGGAACGCUAGGAGGGUCAUCCCCAAAGAGCAUACAGGCUUCAGAGAGUUCCUGGCAGCAAACGUCUCUGUUGGAGUCUCUUCUAAAAAGUGGACUGCCUUGUGACCUAGAGAGGACAAACCCAACAUAUGACAUUUUGCUUCUGCUUCGCGUCCUCGAGGGAAUGAACCGUUUGGUACGCCGGUUCCGUUCAGAGGCUGCGUCUGAUGCGGUGGCAGAAGGCAGGGCGUCGAGUGUUGCGGAGGUGGAUGCAAAUGGCACAGUGGUUCCUCAAGAAGACUUCAUCAGUAGUAAACUGACUCCUAAGCUGGCCCGGCAGAUGCAGGAUGCCCUUAUGUUGUGCAGCGGAGGGUUGCCGCCAUGGUGCCAUCAGCUCACAAGAGCUUGUCCGUUCCUUUUUCCUUUUGAGACAAGACGCCAGUAUUUCUAUUCCACGGCCUUCGGGUUAUCAAGAGCACUGCAGCGGUUACAACAGCAGCAGAAUGCAGAGGGAGUAGGCCUUAGUAGUGAUAGGGAAGCCAGAGAACUGCGGGCAGGGCGACUGCAACGACAAAAGGUUAGAGUGUCCCGGCAGAGGAUUCUGGAAUCCGCUGUCAAGGUGAUGGACUUGUAUGCUUCUCAUAAGGCAGUCCUGGAGGUCGAGUACUUCGGUGAGGUUGGCACAGGAUUAGGACCAACACUAGAGUUUUAUACAUUGCUCAGUCAUGAGCUUCAGCGGCGAUCAUUGAUGCUUUGGAGGACGGAGAUUGAACAGCCGUCUGUGGAAGUGAAGGUAUCGGCAUCGGUGGAGGAAGAUGUGGAUAUGCGGGAUAUGGAUGAAGAGGAUGGGGCUGUAGUGUCUACAUCUGCUGCAGUCCACACAACACGGAAUGAGUCAACCGCUGAGGGUAGCGGGGUUCGAUCUCAGAGUGUGCAGAGGGACGAGCGGGCAAGGCAAGAGGAACAUGUGUAUGCUCCCCACGGGCUGUUUCCCAGGCCCUGGCCAGUGCCUGCACCAGAUGCAGCAGAAAACCCUGCAAGGAAGAAAGUGAUGGAGUAUUUCAAGCUUUUAGGGACGGUCAUGGCAAAAGCUCUUCAAGACGGCCGGUUGCUCGACCUCCCGUUCGCAAGGGCCUUCUAUAAGCUGGUUCUUGGGCAGGAACUGGACCUGUUUGACAUGAAGUCUUUCGAUCCUGAGCUUGGUCGCACAUUAGAAGAGAUGCAUGCAUUGAGUCGGCGAAGAAUUGUUUUGGAGGUUUCACCUGGAAACAGACAGGCAGAGAUUUCCAAUCUACGGUUGAUGGGGUCCAGAGUUGAGGACCUCUGCCUGGAUUUCACUCUUCCAGGUUAUCCAGACUAUGAGCUCAAACAAGGUGGCGCAUCCCAACUGGUGGAAUUGGCGAACUUGGAGGAAUAUGUAAAGCUUGUUGUCAAUGCUAGUGUGAAGGCGGGAAUCGCAGCGCAGCUGGAAGCAUUUCGAGCAGGCUUCAAUCAGGUCUUCUCCAUUUCGUCAUUGCAAGUGUUUAACGACGAAGAGCUUGACGCAUUGCUGUGCGGACGGCGAGAGAUGUGGAAUGCGGAGACUUUAGCAGAAAAUAUUAAAUUUGAUCAUGGGUACACUGCAAGCAGCCCUCCUAUUCGACAUCUGCUGGAAAUCAUGGGAGAAUUCACACCAGAGGAGCAGCGGGCCUUUUUACAGUUUGUAACUGGCGCCCCACGCCUUCCUCCGGGGGGGUUGGGUGCACUCACUCCAAGGCUCACGAUUGUGCGGAAGCAUCCAACUGGUAGUGCUGCUGCAGAGCAUGCUGCCAAUCUUGCCAGUGGUGGAACGGGAGUGUCGCUUGGCUCUACACCUCCAGGGUUGGCAUCAGCUCCGGGCACCACCCUCGCAGAUGGAGACCUCCCAAGCGUAAUGACGUGCGCAAACUACUUGAAGUUGCCUCCCUACUCCUGCAAGGGCAUUAUGCAUGAGAGGCUGAUGUAUGCCAUCCAUGAAGGUCAAGGAUCUUUUGAUCUGUCGUAAUUCGCUCUGUAAAGCCUUGUUGUUGUCAUCCUCCCUCUAUCAAGUGAUGGAUCACGUGGCACAUCCGUCAAUCGAAGAGCGAGAUUCUGUGCUGUUGGCGGCCAAGCAAGUUGCCUUAUUGAGUGGCGAAGGGUGUGCAUGCUCAUUUGAGAGGAGAAAAAGGUUGCGGCCGAACAAGUGGAAGUCAAAGAGGGCGAAGAAAGUUAAGAAGAUGAAGAUGGUGAAGAAGAAAAACAACGAAGAAAGAAGAGGCCAACGUAAAGUCCAUCCAGAUGAGCUGGCUGCCUCUUCCCGUCUCGGUCGUGCGCUGUGAAUGUUUAGGUCCACGAGGGUUCUCUCUUCCAUAAUUGCCCAUGCACUACUGUCUGUGCAUGGUGGUUUGUAGAACUUGGUUCUUCUUUGGGAAGGGGGGAAAGGCGGGGAAGGGUGGUUCGGCGCUGAGGGCUGGCUUCGAUAUGGGUGGGUAAUGAAUAGCCACCAGCUGCCCCAGUGCUUUGGGCGGACGAUUGAUGCUUUGUGUGGGAUUUUUGCGUCUUUGCUCUCGUGUCCUGUAAAGCGGAGAAGCUCCCAGACAUUCAUAGAAUAAGUGUCAGUGCAAUGUGCUGCCACAACCUUGCCGAUUAAAACAGGAAAGAAAGAGUCAGAAGGGAAUGGGGUGUGUGGAGGAGGAGGAGAGAGGAGGUGGUGCACAGGUGAAAUGGAUGUUCGUUAUAAUCGGUGCGCACUGCGCAUAGAUGGUGUCCAUCCUUUAAGAUGCUGCCUGAUAUUCUGAGGUCUUCCUUCCGGGUUGUUUCUCCCUCUCCUAGCGUCCAGGAGAAUUUGGAAGAUGCCAUCCGAUUCCCUCUCCUACACAGUCUCACCUACAGCUGUGCACUUAAAUCCUGGAGUACAACCAUGGUGCCGCCCUACUGUCAUGGCGCGCCCUGACGCAGACAUGGUCAGGUUUUUCGUCUUCUUUCUUCUCUCAAGACAGGUGCCAGGUGGUGUAGAUUACACGUAAGCUCCUCCUCCCAUUGUAACGAUCCACAACACGUGCUUGGUGCCGCAUCCCCACUAUUUCUCCUCGUUAAACUCCGCUGAAUCUCUCCCCAUAAGCAGAGGGAGUUCGGCAAUGCUCAUAGGUGCUUACAUAGAGUGUCCGUACUGACUGCUCCAGAAAAAAACGGUAGUAGCGGAGAUAUUAGCAGUGGCAAAGAGUCUCCCUCUGCCUCGGUCGCAUUCCCUAGCUUUUCAGAUUUGCAUGUGUAUUCUUUGAUUCCGUCGUCCUGCAUGCGAGAAAGGUGUGGACGUUUGCUUGUGCGAAUGUGAGUGCGCUUCCUGUCGAUCGGUGUUCAUGCCUGCCGACGCGCUCUCGUCAGGAUAUUCACUGCUGAUGUGAAAGAUCUCCUGCCGUGUGACCUAUACCAGAAGUGCUAGCGGAAUGUAACACUUGCUGUCUCUAGGGAUAUGGCAUAUAAACUGCCUGCCGAAAGCCAAGCGUCGUCGUCUGUGUGGUGGCAGGAAGGGUGGCAGGAAGGGUUCAAUGUGGUGUAUAAAAGGCGAGGUUGGUUUGUACAGGCAGCAAGGCAGAAUACGAGGAAAGAAAAUCGGGAGCUGGCAACUUUUUUCUGUGAGGACUCUUUUCUCGCCCGUUUUAUCUCAUUCCAAUCCAAUGAACGCGUUCUUGACAAACAUAGAGAAGAUGUUUCUUCUGAUUUCAUGUUGUUUGUUGCUUUAAUGUGUGUUGACUUCCGUGCAGCAGCUAAGAGUCUGUUUACUUACGUCUUGCAUCCGUUUGCUGCCGUGUGUUCUGAGGACUCAGUUCUUUCCCAAGCACAUUUUUCCAUGUACGUGUAGAGCUCUCUGAUCUUGAUUUCAGUUCGACACAUGUCGAUACCAGCAUCGAUGGGGCUCCUCUGUCCCAUUUUCUGGACUGUAGAAGGAGCACGAAGAUUGCCUGUUCAGUGUUCAGACUCGUGUUUUCCUUUCACUUACAGGAGAGGCAACAGAAUAGUAUAGUAGGAGUGGUUGGAGACGAGAAGACGAGGAGCAGGUUUGUUGUAUGGUCCUUUCAGUGAUAGGAGAGGCAGUGUAAUGGGGCGAUUCGAGAGGAGAAAAUGAUGACGAGGCCAGCUUGCUAACUGGAAAAGGGGACGAGAGAAACAGUACGGCUGAUCGUUGGUGUUUCCUCUCGCUGUGACAUGAAAAUACGAUCUUCACACUUCAAAAACUGCCUUCUCACUGCCCACUUCUGUUUCCUGUUUUUCUGCGUCGCUUAUGCCUAAGGCACACCAUGCUCAGUGCUUGCUGAACAACUGGCCUAUUGAACGUUGUUUUCUUCUUUUUUUUAAUAACAGCCAAGUGCCAGGAACAUAUGCUUUGCGUUCUUGUCUUCUCCUUGCAAUUAGUAACGGUAUUAAGCCCUUUUGCCCUCCUGGUCUUGAUUUCUCCACCCCUCAAUUUGUACCCCAACGCUCAAGAUCUCUUCUCGUAGGCUGAUCAGUCAGUCAGACUGUCAGAGCUCAACAAAACAGUGUAUCUCCAUACGCAUUUUUUACCCCAACGCUUUAGAUGUC
This is a messenger RNA of Chara braunii, 10101 nucleotides long. The record is from the annotation of a GenBank genome assembly. NCBI's taxonomy places the organism in Eukaryota, Viridiplantae, Streptophyta, Charophyceae, Charales, Characeae.